Molecule: messenger RNA, 3287 nt
Organism: Ipomoea triloba (trilobed morning glory)
Lineage: Eukaryota; Viridiplantae; Streptophyta; Magnoliopsida; Solanales; Convolvulaceae
Product: DExH-box ATP-dependent RNA helicase DExH8
Exons: 14
Coding region: 99-3155 (1018 amino acids)
Biological process (GO): maturation of SSU-rRNA from tricistronic rRNA transcript (SSU-rRNA, 5.8S rRNA, LSU-rRNA)
Cellular component (GO): intracellular anatomical structure; nucleolus
Molecular function (GO): metal ion binding; ATP binding; RNA binding
Source: RefSeq, a predicted model, not a curated record
UGCUGGGCUACAGCCAAAGCGAAGUCUUGCUGAGCACUGCAAACCACAGUCUUGCUUGCUUGCUUCCUUCCAUCUGAUCAUUUCUUUCGCCGGAGAAGAUGUCGACAUCACCGACUUCAUCGCACUCUUCUUCACUACCGGAGCCGUUUUCGUCCGGCUCCUCGUCUUCUUCAUCAUCGUCGACGUUCCCUCCUUUACCGAUAACCGCAAUGAGGGGAAAAAUCGUCGGAAAAAUCCUAGAGAACCGCGUCACUCUCAUCGUCGGCGAUACUGGCUGCGGGAAGAGCUCCCAAGUCCCUCAGUUUUUACUAGACGAGAAUUUGGGACCCAUACUGUGCACACAGCCAAGGAGAUUUGCAGUAGUAGCUGUUGCUAAAAUGGUUGCAAGGGCUCGCAAUUGUGAAGUAGGGGGAGAGGUCGGGUAUCACAUAGGACACUCAAAGGUCUUCUCUGCAAGUUCAAUGAUUGUCUUCAAAACUGCUGGAGUUCUUUUGGAUGAAAUGAGAGAAAAGGGCUUGAAAGCACUCAAGUACAAAGUUAUUAUUCUUGAUGAAGUGCAUGAAAGAUCUGUGGAGUCGGAUCUUGUUCUUGUUUGUAUCAAACAGUUUUUGAUUAAAAACAAUGAUCUGAGGGUUGUGUUGAUGUCUGCUACUGCUGAUAUUGCAAGAUAUAAAGAAUACUUUGGGGAUCUUGGUAGGGGUGAAAGAGUAGAGGUGCUAGCUAUACCUAGCUCUGAUCAACAUGUCAUCUAUCAACGGAAGGUUUUAUAUCUGGAACAGGUUGCUAAACUUCUUAAAAGGGAAUCAGAACAUUUAUCUUCUGAUUAUUGUUCUGGGUCAAGCCCAAGUACAGCAGAAGCUGAAAUCAAGCCUGAAGUGCAUCGGCUCAUACAUGAUUUGAUUAUUCACAUUCAUAAAAAUGAACGGGACAUUGAAAAGGGAAUUUUGGUCUUCCUUCCAACAUAUUAUUCACUGGAACAACAAUGGUUCUUGUUGAAGCCUUUUAGUAAUUGUUUUAAGGUUCACAUUUUACAUCGUAGUGUUGACAUUGAACAAGCUCUCAUGUCCAUGAAAAUCUUACAGUCACACCGAAAGGUAAUAUUGGCUACAAAUAUUGCAGAAUCUUCGGUUACAAUACCCAAGGUGGGUUAUGUCAUUGAUUCGUGCCGUUCUCUUCAAGUUUUCUGGGACCACAAUAGGAAAACAGAUUGUGCAGAGCUUGUCUGGGUCUCAAAAUCUCAGGCAAACCAACGACAAGGGAGGACUGGGCGUACGUGUGAUGGUUUUGUGUAUCGAUUAGUGACAGGAUCAUUCUACAGCCAAUUGGAGGAUUAUGAGCCUCCAUCAAUAUUGAAGUUAUCUUUAAGGCAGCAAAUACUGCUCCUUUCCUGUGCUGAAUCUAAGGCCAUCAAUGACCCUAAAGUCUUAUUGCGAAAGGCGUUGGACCCUCCGGAUCCUGAUGUUGUUGAUGAUGCUUUGAAUUUGCUUGUUCACAUCCACGCAUUACAGAAACCAUCUCCAAGGAGCCGACCUGAGCCUACAUUUUAUGGAAGAUUGCUUUCCAGUUUUACUCUUUCAUUUGAUUCUUCUGUACUAAUUCUCAAGUUUGGGGCCAUUGGAAUGCUACGUGAAGGCAUUAUCCUUGGUAUAUUGCUUGACAUGCAGCCUCUGCCCAUUCUUCGUCCGUUUGGACAGGAUACUUUGUUUAUGGAGUUCAUUGAUAACUAUUUCACUGGAAAUUCUAAGAGCACUGGGUUAACUGGUAGAAAAGAAGUGAUAUGCAUGGGAAACUUAUGCGCUUUCCAGUUUUGGCAAUGUGUUUUCAAGGACAAGUACCGUCUUGAAAGGUUGCUACUGCUUUUAAAGCAUGACAUAACAGACGAAACACAAACUCUACUUCCCAAAAUUGAGGAAGAAUGGUGCUCAGUUCACAAUCUUGUUCUGUCAGCACUGCGCCAAGUUGCUGAAAUAUAUGAUGAAAUCCUAGGUUCUCUUCAUCGGUAUAGACCUGAGUUUCUGGUUAAAUCAGAUGGCCUGCCAUCUUAUUAUUAUGCAAACAAUUUUCAGCAUACAUGUGAUCUAAUGUCUGAUCAGUAUGAGGAUGCUGCUGGUGCAUUAGUUAUUAACAAACUCCUUGAACAAGACCCUGGAAUACGGAAGUGCACUGCUGUGCCUUUUUUGGGUCAAAAUGAUUUUUUGGAAAAUGAAGUGGCUAAAAGUUUGGCAGCUGUGGUCAAAGAGAUGAGAAUGCAGUCUUCUGAGAAUAUAUCUGGAAAUCAUCAUGCAGAGGAUUAUUAUGAUGGUCAUAUCACUGGGGAGGCUUCAUUUUGUAAAUUUUUUAUCAAAGGCCUGUGCAAUAGGGGCAGCCAGUGUUUAUAUUCUCAUUCCUUACAAGCAAAGAAGCCUGUGUGCAAGUUUUUCUUUUCUUUACAGGGUUGCCGAAACGGAGAUUCAUGUUUCUUUUCACAUGAUUCAGUUCCAUCUUUUUUAUCCCAUGAAUCAGGGCCAUUCCUCCCAGAGGAUCAAGAUUCUAAUAUUGCAUUUUAUUUGCGAUUUUUUCCUGAGCCUUCAGAUGGGUGUGUCUUGGUGCUGGAUGACACUGAUUUAUAUUUUUCUUCAAAUAUUGCGUAUCAUUUUAAUCCAUCCUCCAUAAUCGCCACCACUUCUCUUCAAGAUGAAUCUACACUUGACGAUAGGCCAGCUGGUGUUAGAGUUCUCUGGGGUCUUCCUCAUCCUCAACAAACAAUUAUGCCAUCCUGUAGAGAGAGUGCCAUUCCAUGGAAUGAUGUCAAGUGCUUAUUAUGGUUUCCUAAGUUUGAUGCUGAACAUUUGGAAGGACAGAAAAGCGUAGUACAAGCUUUUUUCGAGCAUUUAGCCACCCGGAUGCUGGAAAAUGUCUUAUACGGAGUGGAAGUAAUCAUAACCAUGAAUAAUAUUCACUUUUCCUAUUUCCAGGUUGAAAAGUUGGCUAGGGAGUGUUUCUUCUUUCUCCGGGAGUCAUUCCCUUUUGAUGAAGGAAGUCUGGGGCAAUUUUAUGAUGUUGUUCCCCCCAGAAGGCAAAUGCAGCUGUCUGCGCCCAUCUCCUAUGUUUUCUCGCUGCAUACUCCCUACUCCCACAAUUGGGUCAGUUCUGUAGACAGUAGUUAUACAAACUAGAAUGCUCACCUGUCUAGUAAUCAUAGUGUAAAAACUGCUGAUAGUUUGCAAACACCUAUGUGACCAUUAAAUUCCUUUACAAACUUUAGGAGCUCAGCUUCUAAUCUAAUCUAUUUAUAUUUGGUAUGCUUA